This is a messenger RNA of Fundulus heteroclitus (mummichog), 5111 nucleotides long. Its product is annotated as myogenesis-regulating glycosidase. The transcript has 7 exons. The record is from RefSeq and is a predicted model, not a curated record. The coding region runs from base 16 to 2322 and encodes 768 amino acids. Gene Ontology annotation, molecular function: hydrolase activity, hydrolyzing O-glycosyl compounds. Gene Ontology annotation, biological process: skeletal muscle fiber development; carbohydrate metabolic process. NCBI's taxonomy places the organism in Eukaryota, Metazoa, Chordata, Actinopteri, Cyprinodontiformes, Fundulidae.
UGUGUGAUUUGAGUGAUGGAUUCAAAGCCGAAUCCGCGCGAUGACUGGGAGGGUUCGAGCCGUCGUGCACAUGCGCAGUACGAGGCAUGUUUAGCUCACAUUCUCGGCAGUGUUGAUACGCCGAGUGACCUCAGGAACUCAACUGCAAAGAUAAGGUUUGGACAAAUCAAACCUUAUCCAGCUAUGAAGACAUCACAAAUCUGCAGGCUUGCUUCUCUUCACACCUGCCUACAAGUUUCCAGCAUGUACCAGAUUGUCCCAGGAGCUCCUGGAGAGCUGCAGGUGACCGAUGGAGCUCAUGGCUCCCCGCGUAGAAAGAAACUUGGACACGAGGGCCGGCCAAUGGUGUUGGCGGGUGUGUUUGGCUGUUUGUUGGUUCUGGCUGCUGUGGUCGCCUGGUGCUUCUAUUCGGUAUCUCUACGGAAAGCCCAGCUGCUGAAGACUGAGUCGCUGGACCUGAAAAAAGAUGGCUUCAUCAUACGGAACCACUCCGGGGACAUCAUCUUCACCAUGACUUUCAGGUCUGGCACUUUGGAUCUCGACUCCUGCACAAAGGAGGGACAUAUUCUGAGAUGUACUCGGUCAGACUCUGGGAAGCUGAACUUUUUCAUCCAGACAGUCCAAGAAAAGGACACCGUUAUGUGUUAUCGCAUUCGCUGGGAGGAGCUGCAGAAUGUUUACUCGGUGGAACAUGCCAUGGCCCACAAUGACUCUCACUGGUACGGAGGGGCGGAGACAGCAACACAGUACUGGCCUAUCAGAAUCCAAGGGGAAGAAGAACCGCGGCCUUUCAUCACCAGUGACGUCUACGCCAAUAGAAAUGCGUUUGGGGGAAUCCUCGAGCGUUACUGGGUGUCUUCCAAUGCAACUGCGAUCAAGAUUAAUGACUCUGUCCCGUUUCAUUUGGGCUGGUCACAGAAGAACAGGACCUUCAGAUUUGAGGCACGAUACCAGGGUUCUCCUUUUAGACCACCGGCAGGACAGCAGGCCUUCCCUGAGCUCAGCUACAGAGUCUGUGUGGGGCUGGAUGUUACCUCCAUUCACAAAUACAUGGUGCGGCGAUACUUUCCAAAGCCAGUCAAGGUCCCAUCCCCUGAGGUGUUCAAAAAGCCGGUGUGGUCUACAUGGGCGCUCCAUAAGACGGCUGUAACUCAGGAGAAGUUGCUGAAAUACGCGGCCGACAUCACCAAACAUGGCUUUACGUGCUCCCACCUGGAGCUGGACGACCGCUACACUACUGACUAUGGAGAGUUUGACUUUGACCCCCAGAAGUUCCCCAAUGCUAGCGGCAUGUUUAAAAAACUCCUAAAGGACGGGUUUCAAGUGUCACUGUGGACACAUCCCUUUAUCAACUAUGACUCCAUUAAUUUUGGAGUCGCUGUGGAGAAAGGGCUGUUUGUCCGGGAGCCGAGCGGAGAGCUACCUGCCCUCGUGCGCUGGUGGAACGGAAUCGGAGGCAUCUUGGACUUUACCAACCCAGAAGCCAGUAAGUGGUUCCUGGCGCAGUUAAAUACGCUCAAAAGCCGCUACAAUGUGACGUCGUUCAAGUUUGACGCGGGAGAAACGAGCUACCUCCCUCGGCAGUUUAGCACCCUGGUCCCUCUGUCCGACCCCUCCACCUUCACCCGGCGCUACACGGAGAUGGCCAUACCUUUCAGUUCACGCGCUGAGCUCCGUGUGGGCUACCAGAGUCAGAACAUCUCCUGUUUCUUUAGGAUCAUCGACAGAGAUUCAGUCUGGGGUUACGAGCUUGGCCUCAAGUCCAUCAUCCCCACUGUUCUGACUAUUAGCAUUCUGGGCUACCAGUUUGUCUUGCCAGAUAUGAUUGGAGGGAAUGCGUACCCCAACCACACUGCAGGUUGGAGGAAUGAAACAGAUGGUCUGCCAGACAGAGAGCUGUACAUCAGAUGGUUGGAGCUGUCUGCUUUUAUGCCUGCCAUGCAGUUUUCCAUACCGCCGUGGGCUUAUGACAAUGAGGUGGUUCAGAUUGCACGGACGUUCUCAGAGCUUCAUGAAAGUGAGGUGGCUCCAAGGGUUCUUGAGCUGGCAGGGGAGGUUGUAAGUACUGGAGACCCCAUCAUAAGGCCCCUGUGGUGGAUUGCCAAAGACGACGAGGCCGCCUUUAAGAUUGACUCCCAGUUUCUGAUUGGGGAUGAUCUGUUGGUGGCACCGGUACUGGAGCCAGGAAAGCAAGAGAGGGACAUCUACCUGCCAGCAGGCCACUGGAAAAGCAAAAGGGGAGAGUAUAAGGGUCCCAUGCACCUCACUGACUACCCUGUGGACCUGGAUGAGAUAGCUUACUUUAAAUGGGUUGAGAAAUAAAAUAAAAUAUAUACACAAGGUUGCACUGACAGACACACUGUAUGUAGGUUUAUCCUUAAGCGAGUAAGCCAAUAUAUGACAAAGAAUGUUGUUUUUCUAAUGGAGACGUUCUGAUUCUGCUGGACGUUGAGUCCAUGCCUCCUACAAGCUGUUCAUUUAAAUUUGUACCUAAAUAAAUAGGUUCAUUUUUAGUAGAGAUGCACCAAUCAGGUCUUUACUGGCCAGUACAGAUUUAUUUUUUUUAAUGGUCAGACCUGGUGAUUUAGUUUCUUUUAGACUAUAAAUCCUCAUCGGUGCCUCCCACAGCAUAUGGCAGAGCAGUAGAAAUGCCCACUUAAAAGACUUAGACUUAGACAACUUAAUUGUAAUUUUGUAUGUACAGAGUGCAUACAGAACGAAAUUUUGUUGGAUACUGCUUACGACAGUGUAAUAGGAUUUCAGGUGGAAAUAAAAUGUGCGACCAGUCAAACACUAUUAGUCGGAUGCCCCACAGGAAAACAAUUCUGCCAAGAAUAUGUCAAAAAGAAGAUGAAUAAUGCCCAAGUCAAACUGGGGCUGAAUAAAUGUAAUAAUGUAAUUCAUUAUUAUUAUUAUUUAUUUUUUGCAAACCCAGGAGAAAGGAAAACAUUAUCUGUUUUUUGUGUAGUAUGUAUGGGCCUUUGAUCUCAUUCCCCUGCUAUGCAGAUCCUGAAAGGAUUAUAAACUCACCUCGGCAUGCUGAAUGCUUGAAACUGAAACUAAUGGCAUGACCCUCUUUUAGAGUAAUGUGGCUAUAUUGUUGCUUUCAGCCACUCAUACAGCAUUAAAUUUCAUUCCCAGACUGUCAGCUGAUCCUGAGUUUUAGAAUGAAAUGAAAUAAAAUGAGACGGUGACAUGAUAGCAAAAAGCGACUCAGUAGAACACUGUGAAUUCCACAAUCUUGAUCCCAGUAAACACUCACUAUUCAAACCUGGAUUGGUUUUGAUUGAUUAGUUUUGAAGCAUUUAAUGAUUACUGUAAAAAAUCAGAUUUAUCAGGAUCUGAUUUGCGGGUCAAGCCAAUCAGCCAAUCAGUUGGCUGAUUCCUACCUCUGGCCUAUUGAUUGGUGCAUCUCUGAUUUUUAGUUUUCUUUACAUUUUUAUGCCAAUCCUCGUCCUCAUGUGCCUUCCACAAACAGUUAUGAAAAGAAUCCUUUAUUGUGCCAUACUAUAGCCUUCUUUUGUUGUGCCAAAAGCUAAUCCUCAAUGCCUCAGACCGCCUGCUUCAGAUGACAUGUAUUUAGGGUCAUGGAUGUGCAAACGUGUUGUUUUACUCUGUAUAUUACAGUGUAAACUACAAUACAGGGUAGCUUAACUGUGCCAUAAGAUAAAGAGAGGACCUGCUAGCUGCUAUUCUAGCUACAAUUAUGGACCCUGACUUGGGCAUUUGAAGCUUGUCUGAACUGCCCAGGCUAACACACAUAAACUUUUGUUAUUGAUUUCUGCACUUUAUUGAAAUUUCACUAGAUGGUAACUACUGAUUAAGGACAAUUCCUGUCAUUCUAUCAGUCUAUGUGUUAUUAUAAGCAAACUUCAAAUGUCCUACUGGUUGGCAAUCCCUGACCUGUUUAACUUCAAAAUUGCACCAGCUGAAUUUAUUGCUCAGGGUGCCAUUAAUCCUGGGAAUUUUUUAUUUAUUUACAGUAGCAGAGUUAUUAUAAACCAAUGUUCUCUACGAUGCCAUGUUUUAGUCUGUUCUCCACAUUUGCCUUGGGACUUUUGUUUUGCCUUUUUAUCUAAUCUGUGCUUUUGGAAAGAAGUAGCAAAGGCUUGAUACAGUGCUGUGCACAAUAAAAUGCUUGAACCUUUGCAGAUGCAUGAUCUUAUACACUCUUACAGUGAUUGGUAGCAUGAAACAAAAGCACAAAGAUAGUUUAAUUAUCUGGUGAUAUGUCAUGAGAUUGGUCACUAGUCUUUGUUUUGCUUUGUUGCAGAGCUGUAACCAGCUGACAAGAAGAAAUGGAAAGUUGGUCAGCUAAGACAGCAGAAUGUAAAAUAUUAUACACAAAAAGAUUUGCAUUAUUUAAAGGAUUUUUUUAAGGGAACGCUGUCAAAAUUAAGUUAUUUUGGACAUGUUUAUUGAAAUUAACCCAGGGAUGUGCAGUGAGACACUUCUGAUUUCACAAAACUUAAAGGUGCAUGAUUUCAUUCUGUUUUGAUUGCUGCACAACAACACUUGGUUUUUAAAGGAUGAGUGUCAAAGAAUAUGACAAAUCUGCAUUAUUAGUACAGUGCAUGCAUGUUUGAAGUGUAUCAGAGAACUGUCUAUUCCUCACAAUGAUUCUGUAUGGAUUUUUAAUAAUGUGGGUUUGAAUGAAUAUGAAUGCUUUUUUGACACUGUGCCAUAUUAAUAUUCAACUAUUUUUGAUGGGAUUAUGUGCAUAAAUGAAAGUCAUUUCACAAUCUUACACUUCCACUAGUGUUUGGCUGAUAAAUCUCCUGCAGCAGAGUAUCUUCUGAUUGUUAACUUUAUUUUAACUUAUUUAAUUGAAUGAAUUGCAUGAUAUGCCAAACCUGAUGACUUGUGAUCCCAGCACAAUCUGACAGUCAUGUUCCAUUUCCAUUUUGAGGAACGCUUCCUUUAUACUUAAAGGCAAUUUAUUUUUAGGCUUGAAGUCAUGUGAGAAGUUAAAAAAAAAACAUUCAGAAAUGAUUUUCCCACUGUUAUUAUUCUGUUGCAGUGUUAAAAUAUAUUAAGACACAUUUUAACCAUAUUGUAUUGGUUUUUAAUUGAUUUGUUUGAUUAAUAAAUGUAAUAAAUUUUAGCCAUUG